Messenger RNA from Pleurotus ostreatus (oyster mushroom), 924 nucleotides. RefSeq lists its product as uncharacterized. The record is from RefSeq and is a predicted model, not a curated record. NCBI's taxonomy places the organism in Eukaryota, Fungi, Basidiomycota, Agaricomycetes, Agaricales, Pleurotaceae. The transcript is spliced from 4 exons. Bases 1 to 924 code for a protein of 307 amino acids.
AUGAACUACAUUUGGAGCCUCUUCAGGUCGCCCGAAAGCGCAGCGCCAGCCUCGCCCCAAGUCAUGAACUCUGAAUCAAAAGGACGUGUCUGGUUUGUUACAGGAACGACCCGCGGGCUAGGAAACGAACUUCUCAAACACCUUCUUGAGGAGGGUGAGCGCGUGGUAGCAACGUGCCGCAAACCCUCUGACUUGGACGAGUUCAAAACCAAAUACCCUAGCACUCAGCUACUAGUGCAACGUCUCGACGUGACGGACGUCAAACAAAUCAAGGAGGCCUUUGAGACCACUAAGCGCCAUUUCGGUCGCUUGGAUGUGGUUGUGAACUGUGCUGGAUUUACUGUGCUGGGGGAGAUUGAGGGCAUGACGGACGAAGAUGCGAGAUCUCAGUUCGAUGUAGUGUUCUGGGGACCAGCCAAUAUCACGCGCGAGGCCGCAACCUUCUUCCGGGAAGUGAAUCCUCCCGGUGAUGGGGGCCUCGUAAUGAACCUCACAGCUGCUGGGGGCUAUACGGCUACCCAAGGCUUCUCAUACUUCUGCGCAGCAAAAUUCGCGCUUGAAGGUUUUACACAAACGUUUAUGAAGGAAAUGGUCCCCGAAUGGAAUAUCCGGGCGUGCAUCGUUGAGCCAGGUGCAUUCGCCAUACCAAACAGGACCUCGUCAAUCACCAUUCGCCCACAGCAUCCAGCCUACUCGAGUCCUCACACCCCAACUUCUCUCGUGCGGGCCCACCUACAUCACAUCCCGGUCCCGGGCGACCCCCAGAAAGCCGCACAGAUGAUCGUAAAGUUAUCUCGUGAACCUUCGUUGCCUACGCGCUUCCCAUUGGGCAGCGAUAGCUUGGAUGCGGUGAAAAGUCAGGCCCGUGCAACGACAGAGGAAGCUGUCAAGUUCGCCCAGAUGUCAUGCUCCACUGAUAAAUGA